AUGUAUACAGGCAUGUUGGGAGCUGCCGCCUUCAUGGACUGGACAGGAGGGCUCAAAACGGCCGCGGGUAUAGCCUGGUUUGCGGCUGGCGGUAUUAUCGGCUGGCCUUUUGCCAUGGCUCUUGCGGCUCCAUUCCUCUUUGAGGAGGCUCUGCUUGCCGUAGCCGCCCUUGGUAAUCUGGACCAGUUCUUGGUCGCAGUGCGACGGGUCAGUCGAGGUGUUCUUGCCGCGGUCGGUAUUCUUGCCGUCGAUUCAUUGGUCAACUCUUAUUUCUAUAGAGUGUGGGGCAUCGUUGUCUCAUGGAACAUUGUCAAGUACAACGUCUUCUCUAAAGGCGGCGGCCCCGAGCUAUAUGGGACUGAGCCCUGGACAUUCUACUUCAAAAACCUGGCGCUCAACUUCAACUUGUGGUUCUUGUUGGCUUUAGUCGCAUUGCCGCUCUUUCUCCUCCAAAAGAUCAUCGCUCCCAGUGGCCGCGCGUUUUCUUCCUCGCUGCGGGCUAUCGUCUUCCUCUCGCCAUUCUACCUUUGGUUCACCAUCUUCACCCUGCAACCUCACAAGGAAGAGCGCUUCAUGUACCCUGCCUACCCCUUCCUGGCCCUCAACGCGGCUGUAUCAGCUCACAUUAUUCUCACUGCUGUCGGCCACGUCAGCAAGAACACGGCGAUUGGCAAAAUUCCUGCAUCGGUCAGACUUGUCUUCACCGUGGUCCUCCCUUUCUUGCUUGUUGUAUCCUUGUACCUCCUGCGAGUCAUUGGUAUCUACUCAGCGUAUGGCGCACCAUUGUCGCUUUACGAUCCUCUCGGUGCUGGCACUCUGGGUGGAGACGCUGACCUCGUCGGUGGCCGGGGCGACUUUGUGUGUUUCGGAAAAGAGUGGUAUCGCUUCCCCUCUUCUUUCUUCCUGCCGCGAGACAUGGAGGCCAAAUUCAUCCAAUCUGAGUUUCGAGGUCUCCUUCCUGGAGAAUUCAAGAAAAGCAGUCUGCUCGAAGGCUUCAGCGGCACCUAUGUGCUUCCCAGCGGCAUGAACGACCAAAACAAGGAAGACCCGGGCAAGUACACCAGCAUCGAGCAAUGCAAGUUCCUUGUGGAUACCCACUACCCCUUGAAUACAGAGAAGGGUAUAGGUUUGCCUCCCAAUGAACCCGACUACAUCGCCGAUACAGCGAAUUGGGAGGUAGUGAAGUGCAUACCUUUCCUGGAUGCUGGAAACACUGCUCUUGUGCCUAGGAUGAUAUGGAUCCCUAGCUGGAGUUGGAUUCCGGAAAAGUACCAAAGGAAGUGGGGCGAGCAUUGCUUGCUCCAGAAGCGAGCGUAG
Molecule: messenger RNA, 1317 nt
Organism: Diaporthe amygdali
Lineage: Eukaryota; Fungi; Ascomycota; Sordariomycetes; Diaporthales; Diaporthaceae
Exons: 2
Coding region: 1-1317 (438 amino acids)
Biological process (GO): protein N-linked glycosylation
Cellular component (GO): endoplasmic reticulum membrane
Molecular function (GO): alpha-1,2-mannosyltransferase activity
Source: RefSeq, a predicted model, not a curated record